This is a messenger RNA of Durio zibethinus, 2438 nucleotides long. Its product is annotated as protein LYK5-like. The record is from RefSeq and is a predicted model, not a curated record. NCBI's taxonomy places the organism in Eukaryota, Viridiplantae, Streptophyta, Magnoliopsida, Malvales, Malvaceae. Gene Ontology annotation, molecular function: ATP binding; protein kinase activity. Gene Ontology annotation, biological process: protein phosphorylation.
UAAAUGCACAAUUGGGUCCCCGUUCCCAAGACUCUCCCAAUAAAAAACACUCCUUUCCUUAUCUCCUCUGGUUCUUAUCUCCAUUUGAGAACAAAAAACCAGAUCUUUUCCAUGGCGAAACUGAAACCUUGGCAAAAAUUUUACUUUCCCUUUUUGCUACUUCCAUUGUUGUUUCUACUUGGAUUCACACAAGCUCAACAAGGCUAUGUAAAUAAUCAGCAGCUCGAUUGUGAAAAUCCAAGCAAAGACAACAAUAUAACAAGAGGAUAUUCCUGCAAUGGUGAGCGGCGAUCAUGUCAAUCUUACAUUAUUUUCCGAUCAGAACCACCUUAUUACAAUACAGCUGUCUCCAUAGCGUACCUGUUAGGAGCUCAAGCUACCCAAAUCUCCUCUAUAAACAACCUUUCAGCUGAUAUUACAGCAAUUACCCCCAAGUCAAUGGUGGUUGUUCCAGUCAACUGCUCCUGUUUCAGCGGUAGCAGCGGCAGCUAUUACCAGCACAAUGCUUCUUACAGCAUCAAGUUUCCUUCUGAGACAUACUUUUCCAUUUCUAAUGAUACUUAUCAGGGUCUUACAACUUGCCAGGCAAUGAAAGCUCAAAAUCCCAUUGACUAUAGGGAAUUAAAGGUUGGUGAUGAACUUGUAGUUCCUAUUAGAUGUGCUUGUCCUACUCUUAGACAAAUCCAAGCUGGUGCAAAAUAUUUGCUUUCUUACAUUGUUGCUUGGGGUGAUAGCUAUUCUUCAAUUGCUAAAACUUUUGGUGCUGAUGAGAAAAGUAUAUUGGAUGCCAAUGAGCUAUCUGAGGAUGAUAUUAUAUUUCCAUUUACGCCCCUUUUGGUGCCACUUUCUAAUGAGCCUACCAAUAUUGAACUGCCUCAAACCUCCCCACCUCCAGCUCCAGCUACUCAAAUACCAACUGUUCCUGUUGGAGAAUCUAAGUCUUCCAAGAAAUGGGUUUUCAUCGGUGUUGGAAUUGGAGUCGGUUCCCUUCUCCUUCUUGGUCUAGCAGGGUUCUUAUUCUGUUUCUACAGACGUCAACGCCAAACUCACGAGGCCAGGCCAAUAGCUUCGCCACCGCCAAAACCACCAUCCAAUCUGAAACCUUUUCCGGAUUCAGCAAAUUACACUGGAAACUCCUGGUCUGUUUCAAUAUCUUCCCAAGGGGUUCGUUAUGCAAUCGAAUCCUUAACUCCCUACAAAUACGAGGACUUGAAAGCUGCUACUGGGAAUUUCAGUGAAUCUAACAGAAUUAAAGGAUCAGUAUUUCGGGGUUCUUUCCAAGGUGACGAUGCUGCUGUGAAAGUAAUGAAAGGGGAUGUUUCUUCAGAGAUCAAUUUAUUGAAGAAGAUCAAUCACACUAACAUUAUCAGGCUUUCAGGUUUCUGUGUACAUGAAGGAAACACUUACCUUGUCUAUGAGUAUGCAGAUAAAGGCUCAGUAAGUGAUUGGCUUCACUCCAACAAGUUACAAACUUCAUAUACUCUUUCAUGGAAGCAAAGAGUUCAGAUUGCAUAUGAUAUAGCUGAUGCACUCAAUUAUUUACAUAACUACAUAAAUCCUCCACAUAUUCAUAAGAAUUUGAAGACUAGUAACAUUCUCUUGGAUGUUAACUUUAGAGCCAAAGUUGCUAACUUUGGAUUGGCAAGAACUAUUGAGCACAAUAAUGAAGGUGGAAUGCAGUUGACAAGACAUGUGGUUGGCACUCAAGGUUAUAUGGCUCCUGAGUACAUUGAAAAUGGCGUGAUCACACCCAAGCUUGAUGUUUUUGCGUUGGGGGUUAUUAUAUUGGAGCUUUUAUCUGGGAAAAAAGCUGCAAAUGGUGAAAAGAAUGAAGGAGAGGAGUUGUUAUCUGCAUCUAUCAAAGGAGUGCUUGAAGGGGAUAAUGUGAGAGAGAAGCUCAAGGACUUCAUUGAUCCUUCUCUUAGGCCUGAAUAUCCCCUGGAUUUGGCUUUCUCAAUGGCUCAACUGGCUAAAAUUUGUGUUGCUCAUGAUAUCAAUGCUCGUCCUUCCAUGUCUGAAGUUUUGGUCACUCUAUCUAAGAUUCUAUCUUCUUCAUUGGAUUGGGAUCCUUCUGAUGAGUUUCAACGCUCUACAUCUCUAAGCAGUGCCAGGUAGAGAGUUGGACAGUGUGAAAUCAACUACAUUGGUGAAGGUCAAGCACUAAACUAGGGAGGCAAAAAAUAAAAUAAGGGGAUGGUAGUGAUAUUUUUCCAACCAUAGUAGUGUAUAAGACAGCUUUCACAUUAGAUUCUAUGGUACCUUUGUAUGUCCAAUGUGAAAUAUGAGAUGCAAUGCAAUACCAUAUACUCAUGAAUAAUUUUCCCACUACUUGUUUUUAUGGUUUUUAUUUCCCGUGUUAAUAUAAGAGAAAAAAUAAAGAUAGGAUAAUCAGAGAUCAUAAAUAAAAAAAUUUCUGGUACUUCCAUGUUUUAGGUUUU